AUGGCUGACAAAUCCAACGUUAACAACGUCCCUAUGCAGGGCAAAGGCGCCUACAGCUCUCACUCAGCACUGCAGCAUGAGGCUAUGCUCAAAGCCCUCCCACUCGUCCAGAGAGCCGCCAAGACAAUGACGAAGAGUGAAUCUUCUCGUGUAGCCAUUGUAGAAUAUGGAUCUGCCCAUGGGAAUAACUCCCUGGAGCCGAUGGAGGCCAUCUUGGAGUUGAUGCCGUCCCGCUCGGUGGAACUACUGUUCAGUGACCGUCCUGAGAAUGACUUUGCCACUCUAUCCGAGACCAUCACUACCUGGGAAGAGAAGCUCGAUAAGGAGAAGUUUCCCCAACUGCUGUUCCCCAGCAUGAUACCUCGCAGUUUUUAUCAGGCGGUCAUUCCACCACAGUCUGCACACCUCGGCUUCUCUCUUGCUGCUCUUCACCACCUCGACCACGUUCCUAAUCCCGGCAACGACCAGUUGGAUGAGAACAAACUCCUUCAGCGGCAAGCCCACACCGAUCUCUCCAAGUUCUUGCAACUUCGCUCGCAGGAGAUUGUUUCGGGCGGUUCACUCGUCCUCUCGUUUGUCAGCCAAGCAUCCGCUGGGUAUGAGAAUUAUCAUGGCCCUGUCGACGCGUGCCGCAAUGCCAUGAUCCAGAUGGUUCAGCAGGGAAAAAUCCCAGUUUCCGUGGCAGAAUCAUUCAGAGUGCCUACCUACAACCGGACUUUAGACGAUGUCAAGAAGGUUUUGAACGAGAACACCGAAACAUGGGCGGUUCACAGCCUGUUUGAAGACGACAUCACGCAUCCGGCUAAUCACGACCUGAGAAGCAACCUUACUGCCGAUGAGGAGGCUAGUCGCCAAUAUGCGAAUGUAGUCAUUGAUUGGAUGAUGGCUGUUUGCUCUGGAUACUUCACCAAAGCUCUCAAGUUGGGAUCUCAGGGAAGUUAUACCGAAGUCGAGGAGAAUGCUCUGCUGCAGGAUUGGGUUAGUAGGACCAAGGAGUUCUUUGUUCGCGAUCACAAAGAUGAGAAGGUUGUUUGUUCAUUUAUCUAUGUCUAUCUACAAAGGGUCUAG
Molecule: messenger RNA, 1068 nt
Organism: Fusarium sp. VM40
Lineage: Eukaryota; Fungi; Ascomycota; Sordariomycetes; Hypocreales; Nectriaceae
Source: the annotation of a GenBank genome assembly